Molecule: messenger RNA, 219 nt
Organism: Clunio marinus
Lineage: Eukaryota; Metazoa; Arthropoda; Insecta; Diptera; Chironomidae
Source: the annotation of a GenBank genome assembly
AUGGGAUGGGAGCUUACAUUAGAUGAUGAUAAUUAUGAUUAUCUUUCCUUCAUCCCGCUUGCUUUUGCUUUAUGUAAUAAAAUAAACAAAAGCUCUUGUGCUCAAUUCGCAGCUCACGAGAAGAGAAGUUCGUUUGGAGUUGUUUUGUCUUUAUGUUCUUUAAACUAUUUAAGAUGCUUAAGAAAUGAAGAAAUGACGAUUCUCAAGACCAAAUACUAA